This is a messenger RNA of Rhipicephalus sanguineus (brown dog tick), 13442 nucleotides long. RefSeq names its product protein still life, isoform SIF type 1 (gene sif). Gene Ontology annotation, cellular component: membrane; synapse. The record is from RefSeq and is a predicted model, not a curated record. NCBI's taxonomy places the organism in Eukaryota, Metazoa, Arthropoda, Arachnida, Ixodida, Ixodidae. The transcript is spliced from 29 exons. Bases 450 to 6131 code for a protein of 1893 amino acids. Gene Ontology annotation, molecular function: protein binding; guanyl-nucleotide exchange factor activity. Gene Ontology annotation, biological process: positive regulation of axonogenesis; activation of GTPase activity; small GTPase-mediated signal transduction.
UUCCUAGCUCCGACGGGGCUCUCCCCCCUUCAGUGAUGGAAACCUAGCCCACAGCUCGUACGAGCGCGCGCGCUCGCCAAAAAAACUCGUCGAAGUCGAAGAAAAAGACCUCCGCGAGCGGGUUCUUCGGGAGGACCGGAGGAGCUUUUUGACAAGCUCGCCGGCCUCGGGACUUGUGGGCGACGGUCGCCGAUGUGGCGGCGGACGUGCCAAGAACGGGCGCGCUCCGCUCGGCCCCGUUCGGCCCGAUGAAGGCCGAGACCGCGCUACUGUGCCCGGCGACCCACGGCAAGCGAAGAGAAGCCCUGCGGCGCAGCCGACCGCGGCGGAGCGCAGGGUCGGCGGGAGGAGGCGGCGGCGACGAAGGAGGAGGAGGAGGCCCGCGGCGCGGCGGCAGCAGGAGGAGGAGAGGAGGCCGCUGCUGCUGAGGAAGUGGAGGACGGGGUGCCAUGGGCAACAAGCUGAGCUGCUCGUGCGCGCCGCUCGUCCGCAAGGGCUACCGCUACGAGGACACGCCCUGGCAGAACACGCGCCGCAGGGAUGGACACCUGCUGCGGCUGUGGGCCGAGGUGUUCCACGUGAGCGGCCAGGGUGGCGCCGUGAAGUGGCAGCAGGUGUCCGAGGACCUGGUGCCCGUCAACAUCACCUGCGUCCAGGACUCGCCCGACUGCGUCUUCCACAUCACCGCUUACAACUCGCAGGUCGACAAGAUACUCGACGUCAGGCUCGUACAGCCCGGCACCCGGCUCGGCCAGGCGUCUGAGUGCUUUGUCUAUUGGAAGGAUUCGCACACCGGUGACACAUGGGGUCUCAACUUCACCUCGCCUCUGGACGCCAAGCAGUUCCGAGAAUGCUGCUCCCCCGCCUUCAAGUUUUCACGAAAAGCGUCUUCAUCCUAUUCGCUCAAGCUAGAACCACCAAAGCAGAAAUCCAAGAACAGCAAGCGCAAACCCCAGUCGACUCCCAGCUCGCCAUCACGGGGUCGCGCCGAGCUGCAGUGCACCUGCAUGACGGCCGAGAACUUGCACCGGGCGAGAAACGGUCGCGUCCGCUACACGGGCGGCGCAGCCACCCUGCCCCGCGCACAGCAACUGUCCACCAGGCAAGGCCUAGAGCACACCCGGUCAGGUACGACCAGCAGCCAGGCCUCGGCGCGGGCCACAGCCCGGGCCCAGGCCGUGGCCGCGGCCCUCACCGCGUCCUCGAAGCAGCAACAACAACAGCAGCAACAGGACGGGGCCUCGAGCAGCACGACGGCCGCGAGUGUACACGGAGCAGCGACGACGUCCAGGGCCACCACGAGCGGCUCGUCGGUCUCUUCGCACCGCCGCAGAGCUGCCGCCGCCGCCGCCUGUGACGGCGGCGGUGGCGAGUCGAACCGCUUGCGGGACCAGUACGCGUCGCGCAAGGAGCAGGCCAAGAGCGUCGACUACAGCCCGUCCAGCCCGCAGCUGCAGGCGUCCAGCCGCUCCAAGAGCUCGGACAACGUGUUCGAGGAGGCGUCGGGCGGCGGCGGCGCGCGCGGAGACCUGGCCGCGCUGAGCCUCGACUCGAACACGCUCAAGCGAAUGCUCGACCCGCUGCCCCCUUCCUCUUCCUCCUCGCCCGACCAGCAGCAGCCGCCGCCGGCACAGCAGCAGCACUUGCACCAGCAACAGCAGCACCGGCGGUCGGUUCCCUCGGUGACGCACGGCUCGACGACGCCGCGACUCCGCGACCGCGAGCACCGCUCCGAGUCGGGAAGGAGGCGGAGCCUGGAGCGGAGCGUGGGCCUGGACCUGGCCGACGGGUCUCCGCCGUCGGACCACUUCCUGUACGACAACCUGUGCUACGCCACCACGCCGCCCAGCUCGAGCAACGACAGCAGCUCGGAGGAAGGGGAUGCCGCUGCCGGUGUCUCGGGGGGAGGCGGCGGCGCCGUCGCCUCGGGUCUCGCCACCCCACGGAGGCAGGCGUCGCACGAGGAGUCGCCCACGAGCAAGCUGCUCAUGGAGUACGAGACGCAUCUCAGGAACGCGCUGGCACGCGGGAUGGACGCAGAGAGCUAUAGUCUACACACGUUCGAGGCGCUGCUCACGCAAAGCAUGGAGAACGUCGUGGCCCUGAUGCGUGAAGUUCACGUGGAGCUGGAGGCGAUUCGGAAAGAAGAGCAGGCGCUCAAGACGCAGCCCAGCUUGCACGGGUUCCGGGGACUGCUAGAACAGCGGCUGGCCGCGUCCUCGGGGAGACCCAGCAGCGCGGGCCCGACACUGAGUGCCGGCGGGUCGCUGUCGUCCAGGAGGAGCACGCUGCUGUCGCAGGCCGGCACAGCGUCCUCUCUGAGCGUCGAGAGCAACCACGCCCUCUUUCCGCAGGCGUCGCUGGAGAGCACCGACUCGCGCGUCUACCUCACCUCGUCCGAGAUGUCUGACGACGAGCGGUUGUCGCUGACGACGGCAGUAAGUGACGAGGACGAGACGGGCGAGCCGCGUUCGGGCUCCCGCGCCGCCGGCUCCGGCGGCGGCGCGGCAGCGGCGGCCUCCUUCAACUGCACGGGCGCCGUGCGCAAGGCCGGAUUCCUCAGCGUCAAGAAGUGGCUACUGCGCAGGAGACACCAGGUGGAACUGGCUCGGAAACGUGGCUGGAAAGGCUACUGGGUGUGCCUGAAGGGCACGACGCUACUCUUCUACCCGUGCGACAGCCGCGACGGUCGAGCCAUCGACUCGACACCCAAGCACCUCAUCAUCGUCGACGGCGCAGUCAUGCAGCCCGUGCCCGAGCACCCUAAGAGGGACUACGUAUUCUGCCUCAGCACGGCGUUCGGCGACGCCUACCUCUUUCAGGCGCCCUGCCAAGUGGAGCUGGAAAACUGGAUCAACAGCAUUCAUUCUGCCUGUGCCGCGGCGUUCGCCAGGCAUCGAGGUCGCACUGGGACGCUACACCUCCUACAGGAGGAGAUCUUCAGGCUAGAGAAAGAAAUUGAGUCGGAUGCGAAGCUGAAGCACAUGGCCGAGCUACAGCUGACCGUUGUGGUGGACCAGGAGUCCCGGCAGACUCUGUCGGACCAGAUCGGACAGUGGGAGGAGAACCUCGAGAGGCUACACUGCGAGCAGUUCCGCCUGCGCUGCUACAUGGCCUCUCUACAGGUCUCCGAACUGCCAAACCCAAAGAACCUGCUGACCCACGUGUCCAAGGCAACCAAGGCGACGCUGAACAAGCUAGGCGUGUUCACCGUCUCCUCGUUCCACGCGUACAUCUGCGCGCGCAGCCCAUCGCUUCUCACAAACCUGCUCUCGGGCCGGGGCGCCACCAAGCGUAGGUCGCGCGCUGCACUUUCCAGGUCCAACAGUUCCAAAAGACUUCUAAGCAUGCCUUCGUCCUCACUACAAAGCAGCCUAGACCUACCUGCCUUAGGAGAAAAGAGCGUCAAGAUCAACUUGCCAGAUAAUCAAGCCGUGAUAGUAGGAGUUCGGGACAACAUGACCGUCGAAGAAGUGCUCUGGGUGGCCUGCAGCCGAAGGCAGUUGUCGCCCAACGACCACUUCCUACGCUUCCGCAGGAGGAAAGACAUGGACGACUGCUACGUGGCGGCGCGAACUGAGCUAUUUGACAACUUGAGCUUCGAGAGUCUGGAGGUCUGCGCCAAGGUGCUAUACCAAGUGGGGCUUUCCCGGAGUUCCCUGGACCAGUUGUUCGGCUUCAGCGUGGAAGCCGAACUGGUCGAGAAUACAGAUCACCAGGACGAACUGUGUGUUUACGUAAGCAGGGUGGAGGAAGGCAGCCUGGCACAUCAACAGGGGCUCAUGAAGGGCGACGAGAUCAUGGUGAUCAACGGGGCCAUCGUGAGCGACCUGGACAUGAUGUACAUCGAGUGCGUGCUGCAGGAGGAGCUCUCGCUCUGCAUGAUGAUGCGCUCGUCGCGCACCGAGCCGCCGGACUUGGCGAGUGCCAUGCGCACCACGGACGACUACAUCGAAUCCCUGGUCUGCCCGCCGCCGCCCAGCGACAGCGUGCUCAGCGACGAGAUGAUCGGAAAGCUGAUCGUGCCCUCGCCCAUCUGGGGUUCUCAAGAGCGAUCUCCGGACACAUCGGGCCGGCCCACGCCGUCGCCGGUGCCACCUCAGGACCAGUCUGGCCUCUCUUGCGACCAGAUAGAAAGCUUGCUCAAGGUCAUCGAGGACUCUUGUAAAAAGACCGCCGAGCAGGUGACCGAGUACUGCCGCGUGCCCGUGGAGCGGAGGCGGUCCAGCUUGGCCGGCGGGCUGCCUGCGGUCGCGGCAGCGGCCGCCGCCGCAGCCCAGCAACCGGCGCAGCCACCUCUGGUGGCGGCCGGCACGGUGCCCGGAGCUGCCUCGGUCGGCCAGGCGAGCAAGCAUAUGUCUGACGUGGAGAGACUUCGCAAGGUCAUCCUCGAGUUGGUAGACACCGAGAGGACGUACGUCAAGCACCUGAACAACCUGCUGGAGCACUACCUGGAGCCCAUGAAGAAGGAGACACUGCUGUCCAACGCCGAGAUCAGCGCACUGUUCGGCAACAUCCAGGAGAUCGUGCAGUUCCAGAGGCAGUUCCUCCAGAGCCUCGAAGAAGCCAUCGCCGCCGAGCCUGACUUCCAUCGGCUGGAGCACCCGAGCCAAUUUAAGAACGUGUUAUUUGCCCUGGGCAACUCCUUCUUGUACUACGCCGACCAAUUCAAGCUUUAUAGUUCCUUCUGUGCCAGUCACUCAAAAGCUCAAAAGGUUUUGCACCCGAGUGAAGGCAACACAGCCCUCUCGGAAUUCCUGCAAACGAGGAAUCCCAAGGGGCAGCACAGUUUCUCCCUCGAGUCGUACCUCAUCAAGCCCAUCCAGCGGAUUCUCAAGUACCCGCUCCUGCUCCAGCAGCUCAAGCACCUCACGGACCCCAUCACCGAGGAACACCACCACCUUGCAGAGGCCCUCAAGGGAAUGGAAAGAGUGGCCGAACACAUAAACGAGAUGCAGAGGAUCCACGAGGAAUACGGAGCCAUCUUCGAUCACUUGUACCGGCAGCACGUCAAAUCCUCGAAGCAGCAUGUGGACUUGAGCCCUGGUGAGCUGUUGUACUAUGGCGGCGUGGAGUGGCUCAACAUCUCCGAGUUCUUGGGCAAGAUCAAGAAGGGACUGGAGUUGCAUGCCAUGUGCUUUGUGUUCAAGACGGCCGUGGUCUUCCUCUGCAAGGAGCGCAUCAGGCAGAAAAAGAAACUCAUGGGAGGGUCAAGCAAGAACAACUCAGCCGAGGUGGAGAUAAUCCGGUACCAGGUGCUAAUCCCCGUAACCGAGGUCCAGGUUCGAGCCAGCAGCCAAAAGGACGCGGACUCGCACUAUCUCUGGGAGCUGGUGCACCUAAAAUCGCAAAUCCAGCGUCGGUCGGAGAAAGUGUACCAGCUGUCGAACAGCACGAGCGAGUUCCGGAACGCCUUCCUGCGCACCAUCCGGCAGAUCAUCCGGGAGUCGGUGCGCAACAUGACGGUGCCGGCGACCAAGCCGGCCGUGCGCGAGAAGCCCGGCACCCUGCGCCGGCUGGGCGGCAACGAGGGCUCGAGCGCCGCGUCGGCGGCGUCCGCGGGUCCCUCCACGUCGUCCAUGUCGCGCACGCUGAGCGGCAAGAAGCGCAACAAGUCGUCGCAGCGCCACUCUGCGGGCGACGCCAUCGAGACGUACGACAACGUGCCGGACCCGCGGCUGCCGGGACCCAGCAGCUUCCGGGGCACGCGCAGCCGCACCGUGGCCGACUCGAUGAACGGCAUGAGCGCGUCGGCGCGCGAGCUGGCGGCCGCCGCCUCCGAGGAGGACUCCGAGCGCUCGGACCGCUCGGACCGCUCCGAGCCCAAGGCGCCCACGAGCCUGAGCAGCGCGUCCUCCUUGUCGUCGUCGGGCGCCACGGCGCGGCUGAUCCAGUCGAGCCAGCCGCCCAGCUCGUACCAGCCGCCGGCGGCUGAGCAGGCCGGCUCGCCGGUGUGGAAGCCCAGGGCCUCGUCGGCAGACCGCGCGGGGCCGUCGGGACUGAACAGGCCCGACGUGAAAGAACAGUUCUUUGUGUACGAAGACUACGGCGGCGCCGCCGUCUACCAGCAGCGAUCAAGCCAGCAGCAGCAACAGCAGACCCCUUCAUCUUCCAAGCAGUCCGAGUGCUGACUGGUGCCAAAGUCUAGCGCCGCCCACCGCCGCCGGGCCUGUGGCUCCUGAGCCGGGGAAUGGGGGAGGGUGGCUUUUUGUACAUACACGCAAGCUAUUAUCGUAGGGAAAAGAAAAAAACCGGCGCUCAAAGCUCAACUUCUCACCACUCGCACGUGGGCCUAGUGUGGCUGGGGACCCCCGAGGCGCCAAUAAGCUGAUUCCCUGCGGUUGAUCUCUCACGCGCCGUUGCCCGGCGCUAUACUUGUGGACGAAAGGCGCGUCUCCUCUCUUUUUCCCGGAUCAGAGUACCUGACUUUUACAUCGGGGGCGAGGGAAGAAAGAAACACAAACGCUUUCGUACACCCCGCAAGAGCAAAACUGCAAAGCAGCAGCAGCAACAGCAAAACUGCACUGUAUGAACGGCACGCUGCGAAUAUACACUGCAAAGAACGAUGCUGCACAAGCAGCUCAAUGCAAAGCUGCUCGCGCACGUCUAUGCGCUCUGCUGGCGUUACGUUGUUGCAACAUUUAUCCUCUUCAAGAAGGGUCCGUGUCAACGCAUCAAGUGUGCUUUUCUCUCUUUUCUCACUCGGUCUGUCCUCGCCACGCCCACUUUUGUUCUUCAUCCAUCCUCGUUUGCUUGCGUCUCUGCACACAGUUGGCGUCAGGUCGUUCAGCCAAUGAGGUUCGUUGUGCGGUCACAGCAAUGUGCGUUCUCGCAGACGUCAUCUCAAACUCUUUCCCCUUGUACAUACUUGUACUUAACAUCCCUUCUAAAUGUGUUAAAGAAAAAAGAACAUCGAAAUGUCCGAUACAGUAGCAACCAUAGCAGGGUUUGUUUUUCAAUUGCUCGGCCUCGAUUGCGCAGGACGCCGUUCAAGCAGGCAGGAUUCGCUAUAAGCCUUUAAUAAGACGCAGGAACUUGCAUUCACGCUAAAGCUCGACGUGUCUCCAGGCGCUCGCUCACGAGAAAGAAACGUUGCCGCUGUAUCAGUUUUGCUUUUUUUGUUCGUUUGAUUUCGGGGGUCACAUAAGUAUGCGGACUUAAGUUUCCCGCGGAAGCCAUCUUCGAUAACGGAGCCACCGUGAAAGCAGCAGGGCACGAUUCAAACGCGAGUUCAAAGGGGUGAUAUUGUGCGUGAUGUGUAUGAAUGAGUCGCAUUUCUGUGAUGCCAAACGGCUUUUUCAUAUGGGAGGAGUAGGAGGAUAUGGGUGCGUAUGAGUGGCUGAGGGUGUCGCUGUCUCUCCACUGUCUCAUAUACGAUUGCUCGCGAAAGGGAGUAUAAAAGGUAUCAUACACGGUCGAUCGCGAUGGCGGAAGGGAGUAUAAGAGGUAUCAUACAUGGUCGCCAGCGAUGCUCUGCUACCGAAAUGCAGUAUAAAAGGUAUCAUUACGGCUGCUCGCGAUGCUCUGCCGAUGAAAUGGAGUAUAAAAAGUACCAUACAUGGUUUCUCGCGAUGCUGUGCCAUGUUAGAAGGGAGUAUAAAAGAUCGGGGAUCACUGCCACGUCUUCGGACGAAAAAAAAAAAAAAGAAUCUUCGGGGUUUGUUUUUACGUUAUUGGCCUGUAUCUCGACUGCAGGGGACACGCGGGCUCUUAGUGAUGCAAAAAAAAAAAAAAAAAAGCUGAAAUUCUGUCUCGUUCUGGGGCAUAUUGCGUGCCAGAGUUGGAGGCCUCCGUAAAUUUGACGACACUGCAUGCGUAGACGUUUUCAGUGGUAAUGCGUUUAGGGCGAGUCAUUGGUUUUUCUGCAGGCAUCAAUUCUUUAUCCCCAAUACCACUGGUACGGACUUCAAUGCUUCGGCAGGGUCCUCCGUUGGCGACGCUUCUGAUGGGGAUGCACACUUUGAGUGUAUCUUCAGUCUCGUUGUUGUGGUUCCGUUAACAAUGGUUUCCCGUCCCGAUAGUCUUGCUGUCUUCUUGUUUCUUAUUCGCUUUUGUGAAAUGCGUAACUGUAUGACCGGCGACUGCGGCUUUCGUGCAAACAUGUACAAGAGGGGACCAGGACAGCUUCCAAAUAGACCCUCCUUGUAUAUUCCAUGUGUCUCCAUUUUAAAAAGUUCGCCGCACCCUGUCCGAUCACUAUGACCCGCUCAUACUACCGGGGCCUGUUCAAACCGCAGGACAGGAGAGCAUCCCUUCGGAAGGAUUUUUCGAUCUUCGAAGCCGGGAACCCCGCAUGCUCUGUUCCGCGUUUAGUUUCUUGCAACCCCGAUGCCCAUGAGGUUCCUUUGCCCUUUCUCUCCGUCUCUCCUCCUCUAGUCCUUUUGGGUGGUCGCGAAACUGUGUGCAAACUACGUGGUGUUCAGUUGGGCGAUGGCUUGAAUGCAAGGGCCAGUCGUAUUUGUAACUCUUCACCGUGUGAAUAUGUCGAAUUCUAGUCUUUACGCCUCAUCGGGGGUAACGUCGUAUCGUGGGUGUUACGGGGACGAGCGACUCAUCUAUAAUGGCUGCGCCAUUGGCGAUGGUUCGACAUCAGGUCUGCUGAACACACUCGAAACAACCAUUGUGCUGUUUCUAUCCAUACGUUCAUUUCACUGGCGAUCUUCGGUUACGAGUAGAACCGAAGGUUAGGAAAGCAUGCACAUCCGACUGCAGAAUAAAAACACACACACACACAAAUGGAGCAUAUCAACUGCAAGGCCCAUAUAUGGGGGGACCCCCAUCAUCGCUCGCAAUGUGGAACGCCUGUAUUUGUAUGUGUGGUCCCAAUGUUGUAGCGUGCAGCGGUUGAAGAUGAAAAACAAAACGAGUCUGCGAAUUGCCUCUUUUUGCCUUGGACCGAAGGGCGAUGAAACUGGACUGUCCCCCUGCACAAGCUAGGGAGGCAAGGUUGCCUUUGAAGGAAGCUGCACGAUGCAUGUGGCGGCGUAGACCUGCAGAGCUUUUUUGCAUCGCUACCCUCCUCCUUAACCCUCAAAAGCCAUCAAGGCGCUCCCGUGACGCAAGCGCCUAACGCCACCCGAAGCAACGAGUGGUGGCGAAGUCACCUGCCGCCAUUAAAAAGCUCCCUGCUCGAGCUUUUACCCAACGGCAGUCGAAGAAUUGACCGACAUUAACUCAACAACAAACCACAACGGAAGGCAUUUGUUUUCGCUAGUGUGUUCACGUUACUAGUCACAUGGUGCGGUGGAUAACGCUCAUAUACCAAUCCCGUUAUCCGCAUCGUUUGUGGUUUUAUUCAUUCUUACUUACCACGCAGUAUACAGACUUCCCUGCCCAUCUCUUUGUCCCUCACCUCUCUCUCCCCAAACCCAUUUUAUGCGUACUGCAAGUUGGAGUGUGGGUGUUUUGGAGACGAUGUUUGUACAAUAAUGAACUGGAGUCGACACAAAUGCAAAACAAAAAAAAAAGGGAUUUGCCGGAGGUGUGUAUAAAUAAUGCGAGUUGUGUCGGAACCAUGCUCAAGCCGUUUUUAAGACGAUGUUUUCCCCCGACGACACACAAACACAAACACACACGCAUCCAUGAAUGAAAUACAUAAUAGCGGCGUGGCCGGUGAACUCUCAUCACUAUAUGAAAUGCAUGAAUGUCAUCACAUCUUCUCAUGGUACAUCGUUCCCUUGUCUUGACACUCGUUUCGACGCAAAAACGGUCUCGGCACGUCAUACGGAGGACACCCGAGGCGCAGGAGAGAUAGAAAAAAAAACAUUAAAUGCUAUGGUAAAACUUUUUAUUCCAUAGAUCCAGAGUGUAUUUAAAAGAAAAAAGUGUGUACUUCUAGACCUGUGCUACGAUGUCUUCAAAAUGGCAUGAAUCUUUCCGCUAGUCUUCGAUAUAUUGCAUUUGGUGCUGUGUAUAAAUGAAAACGUCAGUGUUGUUUCCUCUUCGCUUUGUGUUUUCGCUUCGAUUGUUUGCCCCUUAGAGGUGUGUGACUAUGCCAAUAGUGGACGUCACUUCAAGCUAACCCUACCCAAAGAGCAUUUGUUCUUCGUGCCACGUUGACUCGUCAUUUCUUUCGCCAAAGUACUCUGUCUGAUGUGUUGUUGCUCGUAGAUGUUUUAGCCUUGUAGGAAUAAAGUACAGCCCAUCCGAAAAACAAAAGUCGGCCUGAGAGGCUCGGGAGAAAAAAAAAUGCAGGUCUAAAUAAACACACGAUGUACACACAAAUAACACGCCACGCAGACACGUUGCCCGAGAGACUAUAAUAUAUAAUUAUGUAUAUUAUAAUACAAAUCACGAAAUAUCUAGCGGAGGUGAGAUCUAGGCCGAGUGUAGGAACGGGCGGCAGCUAACAUGUUCGAGAAGCUCACUUCAUUCGAUGUAUUUAUUGCGAUAGAAACUCUUUUAGACGGCCUCUACAAACUAGCCGUAUUUUGGGGGAGGCAAAGCAGCUGGAGUUGCGGUGCUCUCCCGUAGAGUUGGCCGCGACAUUAGCAACGGUGUUUCGGGGGAGUAUAUUGACACCCUGGAAGGUGAGGGGAGUAUUUUCAAAGUGACUGGGGGGUGUCCUGUACAGGAAUGAUAGUUUCGGAGUUGGUGUUGUUGGUGCCGCGAGGUGAAAAAAAAACCAUGAGCUUCUUUUAGAAUGUGAGUCGUCGGUGGCGGCUCAUACGUGUAGUGUCGUUUUUUUCUUUGUAUCUCUAUCUCUAUUUCUUGUUUUAUUCUUAUCUUUAUUUCUUUUCUGGUAGUGGGCAGGAGAAAAAAAAACGUAUAGCUCUUCACUUAUAUUGUACACUUAAACGUGCGAAGAAGCAUAUUUGACUGCGUGACUGCGUGUUGCUUGCGUGUGCAUGUGGCCGACGAAUGUGUGUGUGUGUUUGUGUUACGAGCGAGUUCGAAGACGUACUGUAUACAAUUUUUCGUUUAUAUUAUUUUAUUUUUUUCGCUAAGUCGUUAUCAGCGCGAGCAACAAAGAUCAACCCACUUCUCCUUUUACUCGGUCACGUGGUCAUUAUAUUCACGUGCAGGAUGGCAUCUCUCUUUUAAGGUGAAGUGUUCCACUUGUUUUCGUCGUGGUCUGUAUACCCGGUCUCGAGGGGUAUUAGGUAAGACAAUACUUCAGCCUGUGCAGCUUCGCACUCGUGGUCUCUAGGAAUUGCGCGUAAUGAGAUGAGAAAAAAAAAAGAGCAUGGUCAAACACUGUACAUUACUUUGAGUUUGUCGACGUGAAAUAUUGAGCAUUAUUUAUUAGUACGUUGCUUGUUGCGAUGCGUUCUCUGUUGCUUGUCGCCGUCUACAGUUACAUCUACCCCUUAUUUAUUGCAUCAUUGCUUUGCUAUCCAUGUAGAGAAAAACGUACCGUUUCUCACAUCCCCCGCUCUUGGUUUGUGCGCGGAGUGGGCCGAUACGUAACGUGGGUGCAAUGGGUUUCUCGGAGCUCCUAUGUGGCGCCCGAAUUUAAGCAAAACAAGCGCGACGGAGUAAAAGAGGAGUGGAACGUACGCUUUACUCCGAGAAAUGUUGAUUCGUAGAGUGCAGCGGUAUUCGCUCUAAAGGUGACAUUUACGUGUAUAUAUGUACUUUAACUGAUUCCUGUACAGGUUAAUCUUUUUACGCUUACGCCGUUUAGUGUGGAUUCCCGUACCCCUCCAAGACGCUUUUUCUUACUGCAUAUAGAACAAUACAAAUAUAUAACUGAUUGGCGUUUGUUGCUUCGGCGAUGUAUCCGCUUUUUUUUCUUCUUUUUUUUUUAGCCGAGCGGCAUUGUUGUCCGAUUGUGUUGCUGUGUUCUUAGCAAAUCGUUUCUUACUUUUUCUUUUUGCUAUUUCGGCGCGACUUUAAUAGAGGGCGUAAAAGCACGCUAUGCACUCUAAGAACAAAGGGUAUUUCGACAGCACCCUUACGGUGAUGUAACGGCUCUUUUAGUGUUUUUACUCCCUUUUUAAGGAGUUAUUGCACGCCGACAGAGAGGGGGUUUUAGGGUAUGAACUUACUAAAACGGGAGUCAGCGUUGGAUAAGUAGCCACUCCGUAAGAAGAGUUAGAAAGUGAUCUCGUCUUGCCGUGCAGACAAAAAUGCGGGAGUAAAAGGUCUCCGGCUGGAGUGUAUAUCUAGAUAGAAUAGUUUUUAGGCGCUCUCGCUGGGGGCAGUGAUGCACCGAGGUGGAACCAACUUUGAGGAGAGAAGACAUAACGUGCCAACGCUGUGUAGCCUGAAGGCGUGCGUAGCUUGGGGGUUUCUUUCGCUACUUAAUCGACGAACAACGGUGCCUCAAGGCCUGUUGUCCGCACGGCAGAAAAAGCAGCAUUCUGCGUCGCACUUAGCGAGCGCUCCAAUCGAGCAGGGAAGCUCGCCUAACAGGGUUUUUUGACAGCAGAUAGCCGGAUCAAAUGGAGCCAAAAGAAUCGGACCACACGGCCGCUUCGAAGAAUCUUUCUCUUUUUUUUUUCUUUCUCGUUAUCUUGGAGAUAUUUUACCGAGAAGUGUACGUAGCGUGCUUAGUUGAGCAGUGUUUAUUCGAACGUUAUAACUAUAUAUAGGCAAGCUUACUACAUGGUUUUAGAUACUGGUUAUUUACUCAGCAGCGUGAGCGUUUACGAAUGAAAUAGUUUACUCCGCUUAUAGCGACCAUGCUUCGUUCUUUUGCGGAGCGACAAAGGGCUGAGGCAGGUACGGGAUUACGACUCUGCGUUUACUAGUCCGACACGUGAUUUUGACAGCGGUACAAAUGUGUGAAGAAAGAAAAUUGAGAUACACAACAACGCGUAUCUGUUCCGUGACAGCCUGCGUAUGCUGUCCUUACGAUACGAUGCAACGUUCUUGUUUGUUUGUUCUUUUUCUUUUUUAUGUGAAAUACUUGAUCCAAAAUUAUCGAGAAUAUCAUCAAGUAAGACCGCGUCAUCCGUUCACACAUAAGCUGCAUCAACAGCCGCGCAGUGUUGUAAGUGCGAUCCGCGGGAGUCAACAUUCGGUGGCUGAGAAUAUGGCUUGAAACGAAUUCGAUUGUAUAAUAACUUUGUACGAAAGCGCGUGUACGAUGGGGUCGACAGGAACCAGCGAGCCGUUUUCACUGCAGCUUGCAUUUCUAUUAGAAGUACAUGACCCUGGGUUCACCGUCGGAGUUCACGCCGGUUUGGAGGACUGUUCCUCGGCUUCGUGCAACGUGCGUGACCUGUGUGCUUCUAUUCCUCGGAGCGCAGCCCAUUUUUUUUCCCUUCUUUCUCUAGAUAUAUUACGCGCUUGUGUUGAUGUGUUGAGUUGGUGUUCACGAGUGGCGUGGAUUGCGAGGACAACAAACACGUGGGUGGCUCACCGCUCGUCGCAGAUACCACAAAUUGAUACGCGGCAACCGCGUGGUACCACCGGUAUACUGUCUCUAAAACACUUUUAGGGUGAUUUCUUUUUUGACAAUGAGUGAAAUAAAAGGGAAAUAUUAACCACGCUGA